Molecule: messenger RNA, 2067 nt
Organism: Sodiomyces alkalinus F11
Lineage: Eukaryota; Fungi; Ascomycota; Sordariomycetes; Glomerellales; Plectosphaerellaceae
Product: prolyl-tRNA synthetase
Exons: 7
Coding region: 181-2061 (626 amino acids)
Biological process (GO): prolyl-tRNA aminoacylation
Cellular component (GO): mitochondrion; cytoplasm
Molecular function (GO): proline-tRNA ligase activity; ATP binding
Source: RefSeq, a predicted model, not a curated record
CAAACCCGUAAUCGGCCGCUACAUUGUUCCACCCCUGAGGGAGGUCUGUGCGACAGGAGCUCCAGGCUCGAUAUUGGCCCCUAGAGGUAUAAGCAGCAGCUCUAAUCUGUGCAGAGACCUCACAGCUAUCGGGCAAGCGAUUACAUACGAACGGGAUUUGCAACCAGUUCCCUUUCAGACAUGUCUUUUCCCAUCGCAGUUCGCAAACCCCUACCCUCGGCAUCAACCCCGACUUUUGCUCUUUAUGCCCCGACGACAAGACGAUCUUACAAUCCAUUACAAUGGAGGGCUCACUCCACUUCGCACCGUCAAUGCCUCUCCAGCAUCUGGAUUCCGAAGGAAAUCAAGUCAGCAAGCCCCAAUGAAGAUGCACACGGAAAACUGGCCCGGGCCGGUUUCCUGCGCCAGUCCCACGCUGGCAUCUAUCACAUGCUCCCUCUAGGCCGCCGAGUGCAAGACAAAUUGGAACGACUUCUGGAUUAUCAUAUGCGAGGACUUGGAGCGUCGAGGAUAUCCCUUUCCUCCAUUACGUCAAAACAGCUAUGGGAGCAGAGUGGACGAUUCUCACAGCUUAGUUCGGAGGUCUUCAAUUUUCGAGAUCGCAAAGGCGCUGAAUACUUGCUUUCCCCGACUCACGAGGAAGAAGUCACGGCGUUGGUGGCGCAAUCUAUCCAUUCCUACAGGGAGCUUCCAUUAAGACUUUAUCAGAUCACUCGCAAAUAUCGCGACGAGAUGCGUCCUCGGCACGGCCUCUUACGCACCAGAGAGUUCACAAUGAAGGAUCUCUAUACUUUCGAUGCGACUACCGAUUCCGCGCAACACACAUACGCCCAAGUCCAAAACUCUUACACAAAGUUCUUCACGUCGCUCGGAUUACCUUUCGUAAAAGUUGAAGCGAACUCCGGCGAUAUGGGAGGGAGCUUAAGCCACGAAUAUCACUUGCCCACCUCCAUUGGGGAUGAUUUAAUCGUGACAUGCAGCCAGUGCGACUAUGCGGCCAAUGAUGAGAUUCUCCAGGGUCAAACCGCGAGUCCUCUUCUACUCAACCACAACAAUGCCUGGCGUGACAUUGACUGGCAAGUUUGGAGAGGAAUCAGCAAAGAUCGGAAGACUCUCGUGAACGCAUGGGUUCCGAUACAACUCUCGCGAACAACAGGCAGUGAUGGCCUUGCUGGCGUGAGCCUGCGUGCUAUCGAAACUGUGGUCCCAGAGUUGGAUUCUAGCGUCGACCGUCCUCUGACGCUGUGGGCUGAAACAGUACGACGCUGGUCUCAUGACCCCAUCCAGCACAGAAGCGACGCGAUGAACCCACGGGUCCUGAACUUGAUAGACCACAGGUUGGCAGCUGACCCUGAUUUCCGUAUCCGCGAUGGAAGGGGCAGUAAUGUACCAGACGCCGCUCAUUUGCAGCAAAUCGUUGUUGGGGAGGCCAAAGACGGUACGCCUCUGGACCUUCUGGGGGUUUCACAUGGUGACAGAUGUCCUCGGUGUUGUGCAGGCGAGCUUAAGGUUGAGAAAGCUCUAGAGAUUGGGCAUACCUUCCACUUAGGAACGCGAUAUUCUGAACCGCUGGGGGCGACGAUAUCGUUGCCAGGAAAUGCCGAUCCCAUAACCGACGAAACGCCAUCAUCCAUUCCUCGACAGGCACCGAUCCAGAUGGGUUGCUACGGGAUUGGGGUUUCGCGUCUUAUUGGCGCAAUCGCGGAACACUUGGUGGAUGACCGUGGUUUACAAUGGCCCCGGGCCAUUGCCCCAUUCGAAGUGGCCAUUCUUUCUGCCCCAGACCUUACAACGGAUGGAACAAAAAUGUAUGACAUGAUCAGCGAUACCUCUAGGUCUGAGGUGAUAGACGUGGUUUUGGAUGAUAGAGCAGUUUCAUUGCCCUGGAAGAUGAAAGACGCAGAUCUUGUGGGCUAUCCAGUGAUGGUCAUACUGGGAAAACAUUGGAAGGCAGAAGAAGUUGUUGAAGUCCAAUGUCGCCGACUAGGCAUCCGAAGCCUCGUGCGACGCGAGGAGAGUAGAGAACUAGUGUAUAAUUUAUUACAACAAUUAAGCUACUAACCAGCU